Durio zibethinus is the source of this 2560-nucleotide messenger RNA. The record is from RefSeq and is a predicted model, not a curated record. NCBI's taxonomy places the organism in Eukaryota, Viridiplantae, Streptophyta, Magnoliopsida, Malvales, Malvaceae.
AUGAAGAGUAUCUUCACCAAAGUAAUAACCCGCUUAAAGUGGAACAGCAGUGGAAUUGGAGGAGAACAACGUAAAGCAACUUCUGAUACCCCUGGUACCAAGAUCAAGGUGGAAGAACUCAGUAGAAUUAGUUCUCAUAACGAAGACCAUAGCUAUCUCAAAUAUGGCGAUGGUAGUUCACAAGAGUUUGGAGAGUCAACACAGUUUUACAAGCUGUCCUUGAAACCUGACAAAACUAUUAGCACUUUCAAUGAAACGGUUCCAGUGGACGAAGAAACUCAAAGAGAUGUUAAUGAAUAUAUAGCUUCAAGUUCGAAUUUUGAAGAGUAUAAAGGUCAUUCAGAAAACGGUGUCAAAAAGUUGGAGACUGUUUCAACCGCGAGUAGUUGUGAGAUUCCCAGUGGUCUUUUCUCUUCAGCUUCUGUUGCUGGGAUGAUAGAAGAACCAACUCCAGCAACUGAAGAAAAUAAUAAAGAUUCUGAGCUAGAUCAUGGGAUCGUUCAACCUGCAGAUUCUAUGGCUUCUGGUGGUACUGAUGUGGCAUGCAGAAGAGAGAUAGAAAAUCAGAAGAAUUUCACAUUUUGGAAAUUGAUAUAUCAGAAUAUGGUUACAGGUCUUGAUGCUGAACUUGAAACUCAAAAACCUCUUCCUGGAGUGAAUUCAGAAGAACAAGUAGAAAAUCAGCGUAACGCACAUCAAAACAACGACCCUUACCAGGAAAUUUCACGGACAGGUAAGGCCAUGAGCAUAGAAGUUCAUGAAGCAAGCAACCGAAAGCUUGAGUUCAGUCAAAGUGAUGCCAUUAAGCUGGUACAGCAAGCAUUUGACAAGAUCCUCUCUGAAAUUCCAGACCACUCAUCGGAUAAUCAAUCAAUUGCUAGUGAGAUAACUUCAGACCAGGAUUUCUUGUUAAAGAAACAGGAUGAAGGCAAAGAAAUGAGCAUCUCAACUUCCUCUAAUUCCAUUGAAGACCGUAUGAUGCAAGAUCAAGAAGAAAUGCAGCUUCAAAUGGGCAACAAAAUUGCUUCUGAAGAAGUGAAAGCAGCCCAAAUCGAAGGGAAAAAGUCUGGCAGGCAAAUGCCAAACAGCUGGAGCAAUCUGAAAAACACAAUCAUCCUGAAGAUAUUUGUCAAUCCGGUACCUCCUGUGGACAAAGACCCAGAAGCAGAAAAGAUUCAAUUGAGGCAUCAAAAUAUGAAAGGGAGAAAAAGUGCUGAGGAAUGGAUGCUUGAUCAUGCACUUUGUCAAGUAAUUUCAACAUUGGCUCCAUCUCAAAAAAGAAAAGUAGCUCUGUUGGUACUAGCUUUUGAAACAGCCAUCCCACUACCAGAAAAUGGGGAUGAUAUGAGGUCCAAUGCGGCAGCUUUUUCUCCUACAACUUUUAUUCCAGCCGAUAAUGAGUUCUCGGUUCACAAUGGUAACAGUGCAAAAACAGAAAAUGGUUCUGAAAUCUUGGCAGGCAAAGCAUUGAAUCUUGAAAUGCGUUCCAAAGAUGAUCAAGACCAAGUCAGUGAAUCCCAUAGAGCAUACCAGCAAAGCCCAAGCUCGGAAAUGAGUGGUACAGAUUUGAAGAAAGCAUAUACUGGUGCAGUCAAUGACAAUAAUGUGAAUAAAGUUUUGAUUGUCAUGGAUGUUCAGCCGAAUAAGGACCUCUCAUCAGAAUUUUGUCCAGAAAAUGAAGAAGUUAUUCAAAGAAUCUCGAAGGAAGAAAUUUCAAUUCUCGAUUCAGAAGUCUGCAAGAAUAUAGAGAAGAUGGAUUUGGAUUCCAGUGACUUGAUUAAUUCUGCUGACCAGCACCCUGGUAAACCUGAAUGCCCCACAGCAGUUGGUGAAGGAGCUCAGCCAAAAUAUAAAUCCCUCCAUUCUUCACUUGAACAUUCUGAAUCCAAUUUUGCUGCUGAUAUUUCUAAGUUGGAAAAACAAAAAUAUUUGAGGCUUUGGAAACCAAGCGCAACAGAUAGUGCCAUAGAAAAUGGAUCGCAAUUACUUCAAAAUCUAACUGAUGAGGAAGCACAAGAUGAUGAUGCCAUCAAACAUUCUAGAGACAACAAUGGUGAUUGUCAAAGUUCUUUUGCAACAGACGACACAUCAGACAAUCAAUCAGUUACUGUUGAUGUAAUCCCGCAUCAAGAACUCCCAGAAACGAAGCAAUGUGAAGAAAAGAAGAGGAGAUUUGUCAAGGCAUUGGGAAAGGUCAAAGAAUUUAACCCUCGGGGCCCUCAAUACCUGCCCUUGGAUCCUGCCCCCGAAUCAGAGAAAGUUCUCCUAAGGCAUCAAAACAUGGAAGACAGAAAAAAUGCUGAAGAAUGGAUGUUAGAUUAUGCACUUCAACAAGUUGCUAAACUAACUCCAGAAAGGAAAAGGAGAGUGGGGCUGCUUGUAGAAGCAUUUGAAACUGUCAUUCUGCUAUACGUUGACGUCAUCAAAAGCCCAGGUAUAGAAGCAACAGCUUCUCCAGCAAAAGCCAAUCACAGUUCAUCAUCGAUUGGAAUGGCUUUGAAGCAUCAAUUUGUAUGGGAGAUAACAUCACAGUAGAAAAAUAAUGGAAAUUGGAAUGAUU